Messenger RNA from Arachis duranensis, 981 nucleotides. RefSeq lists its product as uncharacterized. The record is from RefSeq and is a predicted model, not a curated record. NCBI's taxonomy places the organism in Eukaryota, Viridiplantae, Streptophyta, Magnoliopsida, Fabales, Fabaceae. The coding region runs from base 1 to 981 and encodes 326 amino acids. The transcript has 2 exons. Gene Ontology annotation, molecular function: nucleic acid binding.
AUGAGGAGGAAGCUAAUCAAGGAUGCCAAACACUACAUUUGGGAUGACCCCUAUUUGUUCAAAAAGUGUAAUGAUGGUGUCCUAAGAAGGUGUAUAUCCCAUGAAAAAGGGCAGAAAGUAUUAUGGCAGUGCCAUGGAUCAGUAUAUGGAGGUCAUUUCAGUGGAGAAAGGAUAGCAGCAAAGGUGCUCCAAUAUGGAUUUUACUGGCCAACAGUUUUUAAGGAUGCCAAGGAAAUGGUGUCAAGGUGUGAUGAAUGUCAAAGGGCUGGUAAUCUAACCAAGAGGAAUGAGAUGCCACAGCAAUACAUACUAGAGCUGGAACUAUUUGAUGUAUGGGAAAUAGAUUUCAUGGGACCAUUCCCAAACUCAUACUCAAAUAGCUACAUAUUGGUGGUUGUCGAUUAUGUUUCAAGAUGGGUAGAAGCUAUAGCUACUGGAAUAAAUGACAACAAGGACUGGUCUAGGAAGCUAGAUGAUGCUCUAUGGGCCUACCGGACGGCCUUCAAGACUCCCAUUGGGAUGUCACCAAACCAACUAGUAUUUGGCAAGGCUUGCCACUUACCAGUUGAACUGGAGUACAGAGCCUUCUGGGCUCUAAAACUACUCAAUUUUGAUGAGAAAGCUACUGGAGAAAAGAGAUUAAUGCAACUCAAUGAACUGGAAGAGUUUAGAAAUCAAGCAUAUGAGAAUGCAAAAAUCUAUAAAGAGAAUACAAAAAGGUGGCAUGACCAAAAGAUAGCAAGGAGAGAGUUCACUGAAGGGCAGAAGGUGUUACUCUACAACUCAAGACUCAAGUUCUUCCCUGGGAAACUUAAGUCUCGAUGGUCAGGACCUUUCACCAUACUCAAAGUAUUUCCUUAUGGUCAUGUGGAGCUCGUGGAAGACAAAACUCAGAGAACUUUUUCUGUCAAUGGCCAUAGACUCAAACACUACUUGGGAGGCUCCUUAGAGGAGCAGAGAGUGAGCUACAAGCUCAGCUAA